Ophidiomyces ophidiicola is the source of this 1992-nucleotide messenger RNA. RefSeq lists its product as uncharacterized. The transcript has 2 exons. Lineage: Eukaryota; Fungi; Ascomycota; Eurotiomycetes; Onygenales; Onygenaceae. The coding region runs from base 1 to 1992 and encodes 663 amino acids. Gene Ontology annotation, biological process: chromatin remodeling. The record is from RefSeq and is a predicted model, not a curated record.
AUGGCCAAUCUCACUAUGGAAACGGCUGUCGAAUAUCUUUUGUCUGCUCCUAAAGUGGUUCGGGAAUUGCAGCCAGUACAUUGGAUGUUUCUCGAUGCGCCUCCGGAUGGGAGUGUAAUGCUUGUCUGGCAGCCGUUAAAUCACCUAGGGACCAAUUUUGCAAGCGAUGGCUACGUCUGGGGGGAUGCAGAACAGGUAUACACCAGCGAGUCGAGAGGAUAUACUGUCGAAAUGUGGCUCCAUCGAUGUGGAUAUCACCCUCCCCAUGAAUCCGUCGCCACCCACGCGCGAAGACGGUUCCGAUUGACACCAUCCAAGACGCCCAAUCCCAACCUUCCACCUCCCGAUCCUUCUCUAUGGAUUAUUCAUUACUGCAAAGCCCCUUCUAUUGAUCAAAUUCCGGCAACUCAUAUUGCUGUGCCUCCGGCUGUUCAUAACAUUCUUGCUCAACGCCGAUUUCUGCAGAGCCAGGGUCAGCUUGCGAGGAAAGAAUUUAUGCUACAUGAUAGGAAUAAUUGGCCAACCAUCAAUCUCCCACCUCAAGUUGGCCAGCAGCAUUACGGCCAGCCGGGUCCCUACGGCCAGCAAUACAUGGUCCGCCAACCCCAGGCCCCCUUUUUCCAACCUCCUCCGCCAGCAGCCAUGCCUCAUGCACAAGCCAAGGUACCGCGACCACGCGCUGGUGCACCUGUCCCAAUGUCGACCGCACCAUUUCAUGACUUGUCUUUGGACGAUGAAGAAGUUUCUACUGGUGAUUUCUUAGAUAAUAUCACACAACGAGAGAUUAGCCGACUAAGAUAUCGCCAUAACCACGAGUGGAUGGAAGAACUCUUUGACUCACCUUACAAUAUUAGCCAAAUCUUACCUGUUGAUCUAGGACUUGGUCGAAAGGGGGAGUUGGAAUCUCUUACAAAAGGAUAUUUAAGCGCCCCAACCAAUGCUUCGCAUCCUGAUGAGGAAUCUGAACUUAACAGUGGGGCCGUACAGCUAGACUCCAACAAAAUGAACGAGUUUACCGAGGCAGUCAACAAAAGAGUAGCAGAUGUGACGGCUGAAAUAGAGGCUCUGAAGCGAAAGCAUGCAACACAGCUCGAAAAGCUUAAGCGCUUGACUGCGCUAAAAGAAGGAGAAAUACGCCUUCGUGACGCUUAUGUCGAUCCUACAAAUGUUGGUACAGAAUUUUGGCGAGUUGAAGAUAGGUUAAGGCCAGUAAUCGUCAAGGAAGACACGUUGCAGCAGGAGGAACCCCAUGAAACAAAACCAAAAACCAAAGUCGCCGAUAUUACAAAUACAGUACAGGAGCAAUGGGGUGAGAGUAUUAUGCCCUUGAAGAGCUUUGAAUGCGUGGACAAAGGCGGAUUCCAGGAGCCCGUCAACAAAGCCCCUAAACCAACCGUAGAAGCAUCCUACACGGCAGAUAUCGACAUGGCAAAUACUGCAGAGACGCCAAAGCUAAACGAACCGCAGAACGCUAGACUGGGGGCAGCAGAAACGCGGUUCGAAGUGGGGAACGAAGCACUAGGCCAACAGCAGUCGACGCGUCUUGUUGGGCCUUCCGUCGCGUCACAAGGCGCGUCGCGGCCCAAUACGGAAUCUGGCGGCGAUGUUGAUAUGGGCGGCGUGGGUAACAACUCAGCCCCGUCAGCCGACCAGCUGGGUGAAGACUGGAUAGUGGUGAACAAAGACGAGAAAAUUCCUGCGGAUGAAACGGCAGGGGGGAGGGGGCCUCCAGCGGGCAUGGCGGCAGAUAACCACGGGAAAGGCUUGGAGAGUACUGCAUUUGACGGCAGCGGCAACUUGGGGACGCCCGAUGUCCUUGAGCCGAGUAACUUCGACGAUGCUACGGGCUUCAACUCGGCUGGGGAGGCACUAGCCGCCUAUGACGACAAUGACGGACUAGACCUGGGGGGGCUGGACAACUCAGCCUUUGGCGAUGCAUUCCAUGCAUCUGAGGGGGAGCACCAGCACCACGACACCGAGGACAUGCCAUAA